CGUGCUGGAAGCAGCGCGAGAUGACGCUGUUGUCGUUGUGGUUGCGGCCGGCCUUGCGCUGCCGCCUGGCCGAGCUCGCGGCGCCGCGGCUAACGGCCGCCUGCUAUGUCUCCGUGCCGGCCGCUGUGGGCGUCAGGUGUAGCAGCGGCUUGUCGGCGGCUGGCCUGGUCGCAUCGGCGCCGCCGGCGGUGCAGCCUUACCUGAAAUUGAUGCGACUGGACAAACCAAUCGGCACCUGGUUGUUGUAUUUGCCUUGCACCUGGAGUAUCAGUUUAGCCGCAGAACCAGGUUGUUUUCCAGAUCUGCCCAUGCUUGCACUUUUUGGAACAGGGGCAUUAUUGAUGCGAGGAGCUGGUUGUACAAUCAAUGAUAUGUGGGAUAAAGAUAUUGACAGAAAGGUUGCCAGAACUGGAAAUCGGCCUAUAGCUGCUGGAGAAAUCAGUCGUUUACAGGCCCUAGUCUUCUUGAGUGGUCAGCUGGGCUUGGCUCUUGCAGUUCUCUUAUGCUUAAAUAAUUACAGCAUUGUGCUUGGAGCUGCAUCGCUGGGACUGGUGGUCACUUACCCACUAAUGAAGAGACUAACGUACUGGCCACAAUUAAUUCUAGGUCUUGCAUUCAACUGGGGAACACUUUUAGGGUGGUCUGCGGUGAAGGGCUCCUGUGAUUGGUCAAUCUGCCUACCACUUUAUAUUUCUGGUAUCAUGUGGACAUUGAUAUAUGACACUAUUUAUGCACAUCAGGAUAAAACAGACGAUGCUAUAGUAGGAGUGAAAUCAACUGCAUUAAAGUUUCAAGAACAGACCAAACAGUGGCUAAUUGGAUUUAGCACAGCCAUGCUAACGGGAUUGACAGUGGUAGGACUAAACAGUGAACAGACAUUACCCUACUACACUGCUGUGGUGGCUGUUGGCGCUCACCUGGCUCAUCAGAUAUACUCAUUGGACAUAAAUAAUCCUCAAGAUUGUUGGAAGAAAUUCUGUUUGAAUCGCACAUUAGGAUCUAUACUGCUUUCUGGAAUUGUAUUUGGAAACCUGUGGAAAAGAAAGAAGACUACUCACAAAAGUGAAGAGCUGCAGCAUGGGCUAUAAUUAUUGACCAGUUUCUAAAUUAGAAAUCAAAAUAAUGCAAUAAAGCUUAAAGGUACCAUUGUCCAUAUUGUACCUUUAUUGUUAAUAAACAAAUUUUUGUAUUUU
This is a messenger RNA of Stegostoma tigrinum, 1193 nucleotides long. RefSeq names its product coenzyme Q2 4-hydroxybenzoate polyprenyltransferase (gene coq2). The coding region runs from base 21 to 1088 and encodes 355 amino acids. Gene Ontology annotation, cellular component: mitochondrial inner membrane. The transcript has 7 exons. Gene Ontology annotation, biological process: ubiquinone biosynthetic process. NCBI's taxonomy places the organism in Eukaryota, Metazoa, Chordata, Chondrichthyes, Orectolobiformes, Stegostomatidae. The record is from RefSeq and is a predicted model, not a curated record.